AUGACUACGUCCCUAAAAAUUGAGGGGCAUUCUGAAAAAGCCAAAAAGUUAGUGAUGUUUCCAUUUACACUAUCAGAGGAUGCUGAAGAGUGGUUCUACUCUUUACCUGCUGGGAGCAUUACUACUUGGCAGCAAAUGGAGACUACUUUCCUCAACGAGUAUUUUCCCGCUUCUGUGUACAUCCGCAAGAGGUACGGCAUAGUUAAUUUUAAACAGAAGGAAGGGGAGUCACUUGGGGACGCUUAUAAAAGGUACAAAAGAUUGUUGGUUGCGUGUCCUACACACAAUAUGGAUGCAACUGAACAAAUGCAAAAUUUCGUGAAUGGCCUAAGAAUUAAGACUAAGCAACUCAUCGACACAGCUGCUGGUGGCUCAACAAAUUUUACAACAGCCACUGGUAUUAAGAAGAUUAUAGAAGCCAUUGCUGCAAAUGAACACUUGGAGUUAUAUGACCGUAGUGUGAGCCAACCAGAAGGAAUCAUCGAUCUGAAGUUGGCAAAUCAAGUGGUUAAGAUGGAGGAUCAAAUUACAGCUGAAGUAGAAAGAAGACUAAAGAAGAUAGCCCUGGAUACUCAAACGGUAGCACAGGUUCAACCUGUUCAACCGAUUCAAGCAGUGAAUUGUGAAAUUUGUGGGGGACCUCAUUUUGCUAUACAUUGUGUUGCAACCGCACAACAAGUAGAAGAGAUCAAUUUUCUGAAGCAAAAUAAUCCUUACUCAAAUACUUACAAUCCGGGAUGGAAAAAUCACCCGAAUUUUUCUUGGAAAGAUCAACAAGGGAAUGACCAAAAGCAAGGGAUCGUACCAUACCAACCUCAGCAACAACAGUAUCGGCCACCACAGCAGCAACCAUAUCAACAACCUCCACAACAACAAUUCCAACAACAGAUGAGUCAGAUAGCACAACAACUCGCCAAUGCUCAACCACAAGGUGCCUUACCAAGUGCAACUGUUACAAACCCAAGGGAGCAUCAGAAUGUGAAUGUCAUCUCAACAAGAAGUCAGAGGAGAUCAAAACCAGAAGAAAAAAAUGAAAUCGAGUAUGAUGAUAUCAUCGAAGUAGAUAUUGAAGUGCAUGAAAAUAAGAAAGUGCCAGAGGAGGUGAUACAACCUGUGAAGCCAACUGAAGAGAGAAGGAAAAAAGAGCCGACACCAUUGAUUAAGUUGCCGUAUCCUUCUCGAGUAGCAAAGAAGGACCAAAAAGAGAAAGACUUGGAGAAGUUUGCCACAUACUUCAAAAAGUUAGAGAUCAAUAUUCCAUUCUUUGAUGCACUCGAGAAGAUGCCAAUGUACAGGAAAUUCAUGAAGGAAGUGAUAUCUAAAAAGAAACCAACAAGGGGUGAAGGGGUAGUUAAGAAGGAGAAAUGUUGUGCAAUCUCACCAGAGAAGAGAAUACCAAUCAAGCAGAAAGAUCCUGGAUCAGUUGCAAUACCAUGCACGAUAAAAAACAGAACUUUCAUGAAGGUUCUAAUUGAUUCGGGUGCUAGUGUGAGCUUAAUGCCAUUAUCUAUCUUCAAAAAGCUCGUUGAUUUUGAAAUAAUGGAUAUCCCUGAAGAUGAAGAGACCCCUAUUAUUCUGGGUCGACCUUUCUUGCGCACUAGUCGGUGCAAUUUCGAUAUUGAAAAAGGUACUCUGACUUUGAAAUCUUUUGAUGAAGAAAUAACUCUGAAAGUGUUAGACACCAAGAAGCAAGGUGAAAGUGGAGAUAAUCAAUCUUCAGUUGGAAUGAUCCACAUAGUAGGCAAAAGCAAAAGAUCGGAACCAACCCCAAAAAGGGUCUCAAGCAUAAUCUCUCAGGUGGCAACAUCUCAUAUAAAAACUCCAAAGUCCAAUAAAGAAAUCAAGGAAAGAAAGAAAAGGGAACAUCAAGACAAGGAGAUGGAAGUUGAAAGUGACUUGAGGCAAAAAGUGGUCCAUCCUUUAAAUCUAGAUGAGUUCUGGGUUGCGGAAAGGACAAGCAACAUGGUGUGGAAGAGGAAGUAUCCCCCAUAA
Vicia villosa (hairy vetch) is the source of this 1992-nucleotide messenger RNA. RefSeq lists its product as uncharacterized. The record is from RefSeq and is a predicted model, not a curated record. The coding region runs from base 1 to 1992 and encodes 663 amino acids. The transcript is spliced from 3 exons. Gene Ontology annotation, molecular function: aspartic-type endopeptidase activity. Lineage: Eukaryota; Viridiplantae; Streptophyta; Magnoliopsida; Fabales; Fabaceae. Gene Ontology annotation, biological process: proteolysis.